UGUGCAUGAGUGGGAAGACCUGAUGAGGAAUUACAUGAGGAGAGCAAAUGUAGCUCCUGAGCAUCAGGCAGAGGAAAUCCUCAUGAACCUCAGGGUUAGAGCUAGAGAUGUUGUUAAAGUUAGCACAAGAAACGGUGCAGUUGAUGUUACUCGGAACCCAGAUGCCAUCUAUGGCCUUCUUCGUAAACAUUUUGCGACUGUCCCAUGUUCGCCUCUCCCUCUAGCGGAUUUUUACUCUACGCUCCCCGAGAAUAAUGAGGACGCAUAUGACUAUUGGUUGAGAAUUAACAAUGCAGCUGAGAUUGCCGCUGACCGUCUCAGAGGACAGGGCAGAUAUUUCGACUGUUCUUCUCUUGAUGUAACACGGAUGUUUAUCAAGAAUUGCCCAUCCAAGGAUCUUUCCAUGACAUUCAGGUCGAAAACAAUAGACAAGUGGUCGGCAGUUGAGGUCCAGGCUAUACUGGAUGAGUACCAGACAGAGAUGAGUUCAAGGACCUCUGCAUCAGCUGUGGUGAGCAGGAAGCCCGCUGAGCAUGUUUAUGUGAACAAAGUUGAGAUGCUGCCGAACACAGCGGACAAAGAUGACGGUCGGAUGGCCCACCCAGCCAGGGCGCCCGACUCCGCGGCUCUUGAGCGUGUCAUUUCCAUGCUGGAGAGAGUCUUGCUGCAGGGGGCUAAUCCUUCCUCCACUUCUGGCGCUGGUAGACGUAGGCCAAGGCUCCCUAUGGUUGAAGGUUUGAAUAAUCUCCCAUGUGAUGUCUGUGAUAACCCCGACCAUUCUGCGCUCGUUCACUGCCGCGAAAAGAGACUUUGCUUUUUGUGCUUCUCACCCGAUCAUUCCAGAGGCAACUGCCCCACGCAGGCACGGCCCUCGCAGUCACCACUGUCGGGAAACUAAUGUGUCCGCAUCCAAGGGAGUGCGAUGUGGAUGAAGUUAGCAACCCUCCCGAUAGUUUGACAGAUGAUUUAGAAUCAGUAUUGGAGUCACUCACUUCCAGUGUCCCCACAGAGAAGACGAUCGUCUUUCAGGGCGCUCACAAGGUUCUGAAGUCGGAUAGUUUGUUUUACACUACUGCCACAAUAGCUGGUGUUUCCCUGGCUGCGAUGAUUGACAGCGGCUCCACUGGAUGCACAUUGAGUGAGUCGGCUAUGGCACGAUUGUUGGUGUGCGAUCCAGACAUGAAACGUUACCCUGCAGACGACGUUGUCAUUGUUGGAUGUGGAGGUCAUCGGGUGACGCCUUCGGCUAUAUGCGAUGUGGAAAUCGUGGUGUAUGAUUGCAAGUUAGCUGUGCCUAUGUUUGUGGUGCCUGGACAGACCGAUGAUGUAAUUCUGGGCAGUAAUGCCAUUAAGAAAAUUCUCCAUCUGAUGAGGAAGACUGAAGGCUACUGGCGGCUCAUGUCAGAGCCCGGCAGCAUCGUUGACGAUGACUCUCACCACUUUUUCUCUCUCCUUUCUAACACGGAGAGAUGGAGGGGUGUAACUGUACCUGACAAAGUUGGCACGCUGAAGUUACGGCAGUGUGUGAUGUUACAACCGAGGAGUGAACAUCUUGUUUGGGCUAAGCUCCCCGCCUCCGCACUGAUGUCGGUUGGCAGCACAGUCAUAGUUGAGCCAACUCAAUCAAGGUGUAGAUCCAGGAAGAUUCUGGUUGGCAGGGUUAUCGCACCGAUGUGGGGCGAUGGAUGGCUGCCAGUGAGAGUCAUCAACCCCUCUGGUGAACAAGUGGUAUUGAAGAGAAACGCAAAGUUAGCAGAUGUGUUUCCUUGCAUUGCUGCUGAAGACUUGUCUGAGCCCGACAACGUCCAAAUUUUCUCUCAAUCUGUUAUGCAUGCCGCGAGGCCAAGGUCCAAAGAAGACAUUGAGAUUGCAUUGGACAAGCUUGGGCUACACGAUCUGGACCUGGAUGCGUGUGCUGUGUCUGACAUGUGGAGGGACAGACUUUUCCAAAUCAUUGAGAGGUAUGAAUCAGUCUUUUCACGGGACAAGAUGGACUGUGGGGAGGCCUCUGACUUUGUGCACAAGAUACACCUGGUGGAUGAGAGGCCAUUCCGCCUGCCUUACCGGAGAGUGCCGCUGAGUCAAUAUGAGAAGCUGAGGAUGACUCUCAAUGAGAUGGAAGAAAAGGGCAUCAUUCGGAAAUCCACUAGCGAAUAUGCGUCACCAUUGGUUCUAGUGUGGAAGAAGAAUGGGGAUUUGCGCAUCUGCACGGAUUUCAGGUGGCUUAAUGCGAGGACACAGCGGGAUGCCCACCCACUACCCCAUCAAGCUGAUGCUCUUGCCGCACUUGGGGGAAAUGUCUUCUUCUCCUCCAUGGAUCUCACCUCAGGAUUCUAUAACGUGCCCCUAUUUGAGGAUCACAAGAAGUACACUGCUUUUUCGUCUCCUUUUGGCCUGCAUGAAUAUAACCGGAUGCCACAGGGUUUAUCGAACAGCCCGGCUACAUUCAUGCGGAUGAUGCUUUCCAUUUUUGGUGACAAGAACUUCACGAGCCUUUUGUGCUAUCUUGACGAUCUCAUGGUCUUUGGUCCGACAGAGCAGAUUGCGCUUGAGCGGUUGGAAAUGGUCUUCUCCCGUUUGAGGAACCAUAAUCUCAGGCUAGCGCCGAAGAAGUGUCACUUUCUUCGGAGAUCUGUGAAGUUCCUCGGCCAUGUCAUCUCCGAGUCUGGGGUGCAGACGGAUCCCGGAAAGGUGGAAGCUAUAAACAGGGUGCAGGUGUCUGACUUGAUGGAUAGUGAUGGCCUCACUCCCUCGCAGAAGAAGAUUAGGUCUUUCCUAGGGAUGGUGCUGUAUUAUCAGCACUUCAUUGAGGACUGCUCCGUCAAGGCCAAACCCCUGUUUAAGCUCCUUUCCGGUCAGAAGACUGGUGGUAAAGCCAGACGAAGGGCGAAACCUGCAUUGGAUGCUUCAAGUCAUGUGAAGUUGAGACCGUAUGACUGGACCACUGAGUGUCAAAGUGCCUUUGACAUUUUGAAGCACGAUUUGUCGCACAGUGUAACGUUGGCCCAUCCCGACUUCGGGAAACCUUUCAUCCUUGCUGUUGAUGCAUCAUUUGACGGCAUCGGGGCCGUCCUUUCCCAGCUCCAACCUGGUGACAAGGUUGCGAGGCCAGUGGCUUUUGCGAGUAAAACGUUGUCGCGAGCCCAGUUGAACUAUCCUGCUCACAGGCUUGAAUUCCUUGCUUUGAAGUGGGCUAUUUGUGACAAGUUUUCUCACUGGCUGAAAGGCAGACACUUUACUGCCUGGUCUGACAACAACCCCUUGACCUAUAUUCUGACCAAGCCCAAGCUAGAUGCCUGCGAACAAAGAUGGGUGUCGAAGCUGGCGGCUUAUGACUUUGACCUGAAGUACGUUCCAGGACCCAAGAACACGGUUGCUGAUGCCCUGAGUCGAGAACCCUUCGUCCAGUCUUGUGUGAGUCAUCGUCUUGUGAAAGAGCCCUACCUGUCCUUACUGAAUGAGGUCCAAGGUGUUUUUAAUGAGACGGUGCAGGAUGCUCUUCGUUUGUCCAACAACUGUCAGGUCGUUCAUACGGCUGGGGAUUACGAUGGAGGUGGUCCCAAGGGGGAAGCUCCCGAUCUGUUGUCUGAAAGUGCCAUUGGUGCAGAGGAGGUGUCUGCAGUUUUGGAUGUCCAUCAGGCUGGUGGUGUCUCUCGGCUCCGUGGAGCGACCCCAUUGUGAUUACAGCUACCUGAAGAGGAUCCUUCCAUUGUCAUUCCCCAUAGCCAGUUACGCGAUAUGCAGCAGCAAGAUGCUACAAUCAGCAGAGUACUCUUCUAUGUUCGUCGGCAUAUGAGACCCACUGCACGCGAGAGAGCAGCUGAGUCGAGCUGUGUGCUUAUGUUGUUGAGGCACUGGAAGAAGCUGAAAGUCCGUGAUGGGACUCUAUACAGAGUUAGGAAAGAUCGCCACACAAACC
Messenger RNA from Hippocampus zosterae (dwarf seahorse), 3919 nucleotides. RefSeq lists its product as uncharacterized. The transcript has a single exon. The coding region runs from base 898 to 3681 and encodes 927 amino acids. The record is from RefSeq and is a predicted model, not a curated record. NCBI's taxonomy places the organism in Eukaryota, Metazoa, Chordata, Actinopteri, Syngnathiformes, Syngnathidae.